Messenger RNA from Pieris macdunnoughi, 1851 nucleotides. The record is from the annotation of a GenBank genome assembly. Lineage: Eukaryota; Metazoa; Arthropoda; Insecta; Lepidoptera; Pieridae.
AUGGCUGCCCAGCCAUCGCGUAAACCUCCCGAUAAUGUGCUAUUUCGUGGUCCACCGCCUUCAUUGCCCCCAAUAGUUCUCUUACCGAAUAAUUUAUCAUGUGACAGUGCCAAUGAAAAUACUCUAAAGAACGCUAUCCUUGAAUCAACUGAAUACCCGCAUGGUUUAAACGAAAUAAACAACGUUGGAUUGCCAACUUUAGAUGAUCAAUACAAUGAAAUUAUAAAUCACAACAUGUCCGGAGGCAAUAGUGAUGAUUAUUGUUACAUCAACUUUAUACGAAGAGGUAGGAGUUUAAACGAUAUUGUAUCGGAUUUGUAUUAUGCUAGCACUACAGAAGAAAGCGAUAUAAGCAAUAUAUUAACUAGGUGUAGAUCAGAGCCAGAUCUUUCAAAGUACGAUUUGUAUCUUGAAGCUGAUGUUGUGGUAGAUAAUUCUGGGAUACAAGUUCCACCAUCACUAGUUCUUAAUAACCCCUUUUACGACAAUUCUAAUGCAUAUAAUAAUCCUCAUAUUAACCAAAAUAUGGUUGUGUUACCAGAAAACUACUUAGCCUUCGAGGACUCUUUUGUACCUUCCUGGGAUUAUAAACCAGAACUUCUCGUAGAUAAAGAUAUUAACACAGGAAUGUAUUACGACGGAUUACCUCUCAUACCUUCAAAUGAUCCCUGGUCACUUUACAACUCUAAUAACAAUCCUUACGAAUAUUAUUCACCCCAGUUUGAUAUGCCUAUUGCUGAUUGUAUGCAAUAUACGAGACUAAAUGAAUUAGAUUUUGGAAUACCGCAAUUCAUGAAUUUGCCACCGGAAGAAGCUAUUAAAAUUAAAGAAAUUGAUAUCAAUGAAGACGAUGCUUGUACGUCAGGGGGUACAGACACAAUAAAAGAUAAUUUUGAAGAUGCUCAAGUAGUUGCCCAAUUAAUACCUUCUCUUUCACCUAUCAAUAAGGAGGAUAACAAGGACAGUAUUAUAGAUUAUUUAACAAAUCGGGAAUCGUCAAGAAUCAGCGACGAAGAGUCAUUGAAUGCAGACACAUCAGUAGAUGUUACAUCUAGCUUAGCAUUCAUUCCAAGUAGUAAAAGUUCAGUGAGACCAACCCACUGCUCAGACGAUACCAGCGACGACACUUCGCCGUGUUCUUCUGAUUAUCAUGAAGCUUCUGCACUUGACUUAGCACACAGCUUAGAAGAGUUAUCGUGUGAUAGUGACGAAUUUUCACAAAGCAAAAGUGACCCUUCGCCCUUGUAUAUAGAGGAAAAUAAUAAAUUAGUUAAAAGUGAUUCCCAAGUGGAAUGCAAUAACAAUUUAUUAACGUCUAAUAAAAUACCAGUUACAGUGCCAUUAAGUCAACUACCAUCCAUUCCUGAUAUAAAGUCCUUAGAAAAUGAGCCCGGAGUAGGACCAACUCAGUCCCAAAACAAAGAUGUAAAUAAAUCAAAUUAUACGGUGCAGAAAGUGUCUAACACUGGCACGCUUAAAGAGGUUGAUCAAAUUAAAGCAUCUACCGUCGUUUCUCCAAAUGAACCAAUACAAGUGAAGCCAAUAAAACCAAUACCACAGCGUCCUCGUCCACCCGCAGUGCCUCCAGCUUGGUUGACCAAGCCUAGUAUAAAUGCUGUGAAUCGGAAUGUACCACAGAUUAACUUGCAAAACGCAGAAGGGUCAACAAAAAUACUGAAUAUACCAAAGAAGUUACAACAGACCAGUCAACUGAAACCUGAACCCCAGCCGUCUUGCUCCUAUGUACCUCCACAACCCCAGCAGGCACAAAUGUCGCAAAUGAAACCUGAUAAGCAACCGAAAGAAGUAGAGGUCAGCUUAUGCAUAUUUUUUACAUUAAAGUCACAUUAA